AUGGAAGAUGCCUCGUCGUCAUCUCGAUUCCUCCUACGAGUCUCUCUUGUGAUCAUGGCAACGACGACGAUGCUAGCUGGAGCCUCGUCGUCGUCGACGGCCGGGCGCGCCAUCUCGCUGCCGGGGUGCCCGGACAAGUGCGGCGACGUCUUCAUCCCCUACCCGUUCGGCGUCGGCGACCGCUGCGCCGCCGUCCACCUGAACCCCUACUUCAACAUCACCUGCAACGACACCGUGUCGCCACCGGUGCCCAUGCUGGGCGACCCUGGCCUGCAGGCCGUCGUCCUCAACAUCUCCCUGGAGCGCGGCGAGCUUCGCCUCAACGGGUUCGUGAGCUAUGUCUGCUACACGUCCAACGCUAGCUCGUACGCCAGCCUCCCCGGCGGCAUCUACGUCAGCGUCACGCAGCUCCGCGUGUCGCCGUCGCGCAACCAGCUCACGGUGAUCGGGUGCAACGCUCUGGGGUUGAUGGGCGGCGCCCACGUGGCCCGCCCCGACGACGGCGGCGGCGACGAGUACGCGACCGGGUGCUACACCCACUGCGCCGGCCUGAACAGCACGGACCCCGACGGCUCGCCGUGCGCCGGUUCGGGGUGCUGCCAGGUCCCCAUCUCGCCGAACCUCGCCAGGGUCGGCACGGCGUUCCCCAGGAACUGGACGAACAGCGCGUGGAGUUUCAACCCGUGCUUCUACGCCGUGAUCGCGGAGGCCGGGUGGUACAGCUUCCGGCGGCGCCACCUCGCCGGCGUGCUUGGUUUCGUCAACGAGACCAACCUCAGGGACAUCCCCGUGGUCCUGGACUGGGCCGUGAGGGACGGGGGGUGCCCGGUGACGGCGGAGGAGAAGGCGCGGCGGGCGUACGCGUGCAAGAGCGCAAACAGCGAGUGCGUGAACUCCACCAACAGCGUGGGGUACUCCUGCUACUGCUCCCAUGGCUACCAGGGCAACCCCUAUCUUGAAGACGGUUGCCAAGAUGUAGAUGAAUGUGCGUUGCGAAGGCAGAGUAGGUACUACGAGGAUAUGUAUCCUUGCAAGCACGGUAUCUGCAUCAAUACACCAGGGAGCUACCGCUGCAGAUGCAAGGCAGGAACAAAACCAGAUGGCACAAAUUUCGGAUGCCAACAAGUGCUCCCCAUGGCUGCAAAAGUGAUCAUAGGCCUGAGUGUCUGUUCCAUCUUCAUCAUGGCCCUGUCAUGCUUGCUGGUGAUCCAAUUUCAGAGAAGGAAGCACAUCAUCGAGAAAGAGGAGUACUUCAGGCGAAACGGGGGCCUGAGGCUGUACGACGAGAUGAUGUCGCGGCAGGUCGACACGGUGCGCGUGCUCACCGUCGACGAGAUCAAGAAAGCCACCGACAACUUCAGCGACGACCGCGUCCUCGGCCGCGGCGGCCACGGCACGGUGUACCGGGGCACGCUGGACGAUCUCCGGGAGGUCGCCAUCAAGAGGUCCAAGGCGGCGGUCGACGACGACGGCGGCGACGGCGGUGGCUGCAAGGAGGAGUUCGUCAACGAGAUCAUCGUCCUGUCGCAGAUCAACCACCGCCACGUCGUUCGGCUGCUCGGCUGCUGCCUGGAGGUGCACGUCCCGAUGCUCGUCUACGAGUUCGUCCCCAACGGCACCCUGUUCGAGCUGCUCCACGGCGGCGCCGGCGAUGGCAGUCGCCGCAGGACGCGCACGCCGGUGUCACUUGGCCUCCGUCUCAAGAUCGCGGCGCAGUCCGCGGAGGCGCUGGCGUACCUGCACUCCUCGGCGUCGCGCGCGAUCCUGCACGGCGACGUGAAGUCCCUCAACAUCCUGCUCGACGACGGGCUCGACGCCAAGGUCGCCGACUUCGGCGCGUCGGCGCUGAGGUCGAUGGGCGAGGGCGAGUUCAUCGAGUUCGUGCAGGGCACCCUCGGCUACCUCGACCCGGAGAGCUUCGUCAACCGGGAGCUCACCGACAAGAGCGACGUGUACAGCUUCGGCGUCGUCCUCGUGGAGCUCGUCACGCGCAGGAAGGCGGUGUACGACGACGGCUCCGGCGAGAAGCGGUCGCUGUCCUCCACGUUCCUCGCAGCCUCCGGCCGCGGCGAGCUCUGGAGAGUGUUCGACCGUGAGAUCAUGGACGGCGUCGACGACGACGCCGUGGCCGUGGCCGUGGACGUGCUCCGCGAGGUCGCCGGGCUCGCCGCGCAGUGCCUGAGCCCGAGAGGCGGUGAGAGGCCGGCGAUGAAGGAGGUGGCGGAGCGGCUGCAGGCGGCGAGGAGGGUGGAGAUGCAGGUGGCGGGAAGAAAGAGCUCCAGCAGCACCACCGGUGACGACAUGGAUGGCUUCUAUGGAGGCUCAGCCGUGCAGCAGCAGCAGCAGCAGCAUGGCCAUGGCCAUGGCCAUUGGGACGCGGUGUCGUCUUGUUACUACAGCGUGGAGACGGAGAAGCUGCAGCUGGAUGUUGAUCUUGUACGCUGA
Molecule: messenger RNA, 2445 nt
Organism: Oryza brachyantha (malo sina)
Lineage: Eukaryota; Viridiplantae; Streptophyta; Magnoliopsida; Poales; Poaceae
Product: wall-associated receptor kinase 2-like
Exons: 3
Coding region: 1-2445 (814 amino acids)
Biological process (GO): protein phosphorylation; cell surface receptor signaling pathway
Cellular component (GO): plasma membrane
Molecular function (GO): calcium ion binding; ATP binding; polysaccharide binding
Source: RefSeq, a predicted model, not a curated record